Molecule: messenger RNA, 2168 nt
Organism: Aegilops tauschii subsp. strangulata
Lineage: Eukaryota; Viridiplantae; Streptophyta; Magnoliopsida; Poales; Poaceae
Source: RefSeq, a predicted model, not a curated record
AGUGCCCGUGACCUCGCCAUGGGCAUCCCCCCUUUGGUGCAAAAGGCAUGGCUGGCAGUGAUCCAUGGUGUCCUCGGCAUCGGCCAACCACUUGGACAACAAUGGCCUCUCCGUGUGCAUGCAUGAUCGCGGCGACGGCACACGUGAAAGCACCCGCUCACGGCUCACGUUGACAUCCUCGUGGCCCGGAGCGGAGUUUUUAUAUCGGCGCUGGACGGCGACGCCGCCAACAUUUCGAGCACCUGAGUUCUUGCUGCCAUCCAGUAGCUAGCUGCGGGAUGUCGGGAGCGGAGCCAUCGUCGGCGGCGGCGGGGGCGGGGGCGGGGGCGGGCAAUGGCCAGCACGCGGCAGUGGACAUCCGGGCGGCGGCGCAGCAGCCCGAGGAGCCGAGGCAGACGUCCAUGAGCGGGCCGCUCAACCUCCGGAGCGACCGGAGGCCGCCGCCGGCGCAGAGGGCCUUCAGCCGGCAGGUGUCCCUGGGCAGCGGCGUCGCGGUGAUGGGCAUGGACAGAGGCGGGAGGAACGGCGGCAGGCCCGGGCAGCGCGCGCUCCCGCGCAGCGGCAAGAGCCUCGGCGUGCUCAACCACAGCGGCGGCCUCGGCCCGGACGGCGCCGCGCGCAGGGGCGGCGACUUCAGCAUGUUCCGGACCAAGUCCACGCUCAGCAAGCAGAACUCCAUGCUGCCGUCGAGGAUCAAGGAGGAGCUCGACGGCGUCGACCUGGACCACGCCGAGGGCCAGCCCGCCGGCAGGCCCGCCGACGUGGACCCUCUCAACAAGAGCGUCCCUGCCGGCCGCUACUUCGCCGCGCUCCGCGGCCCCGAGCUCGACGAAGUCCGCGACUACGAGGACAUCCUGCUGCCCAAGGACGAGGUGUGGCCGUUCCUGCUGCGGUUCCCGAUCGGCUGCUUCGGGGUCUGCCUGGGGCUCGGCAGCCAGGCCAUCCUGUGGGGCGCGCUGGCGGCGAGCCCGGCGAUGGGGUUCCUCCGGGUGACGCCGAUGAUCAACGUCGCCGUGUGGCUGCUGGCGACGGCGGUGCUGGUGGCCACGUCCGUCACCUACGCGCUCAAGUGCGUCUUCUACUUCGAGGCCAUCCGGCGCGAGUUCUUCCACCCGGUGCGCGUCAACUUCUUCUUCACGCCGUCCAUCGCCGCCAUGUUCCUCGCCAUCGGCCUCCCCCGCGCCUUCGCGCCGGCGAGGCUGCACCCGGCCGUGUGGUGCGCGUUCGUGGCGCCGCUGUUCGCGCUGGAGCUCAAGAUCUACGGGCAGUGGCUGUCGGGCGGCAAGCGGAGGCUGUGCAAGGUGGCCAACCCGUCGUCGCACCUCUCCGUGGUGGGCAACUUCGUGGGCGCCAUCCUGGCGGCGAGGGUCGGGUGGGAGGAGGCCGGCAAGUUCCUGUGGGCCAUCGGCGUCUCCCACUACAUCGUCGUCUUCGUCACGCUCUACCAGCGGCUGCCCACCAACGAGGCGCUGCCCAUGGAGCUGCACCCUGUCUACUCCAUGUUCAUCGCCACGCCGUCCGCCGCCAGCCUCGCCUGGGCGGCCAUCUACGGCAGCUUCGACGCCGUCGCGCGCACCUUCUUCUUCAUGGCGCUCUUCCUCUACAUGUCCCUCGUCGUGCGCAUCAACUUCUUCCGUGGCUUCCGGUUCUCCAUCGCGUGGUGGUCGUACACGUUCCCCAUGACGACGGCGUCGCUGGCCACCGUCAAGUACGCCGAGGCCGUGCCGUGCUUCACGAGCAGAGCCCUGGCGCUGAGCCUCUCCCUCAUGUCGACGACCAUGGUGUCGCUGCUGCUCGUGUCGACGCUCCUGCAUGCUUUCUACUGGCGCUCGCUGUUCCCCAACGACCUCGCCAUCGCCAUCACCAAGGACCGGCAGAGCGGCGCGGGGAGGCCACACGGCAAGGGGAGGAAGGCCGGCAAGAGGGUGAACGACAUCAAGCGGUGGGCCAAGCAGGUGCCGCUCUCGGUCGUCUCCUCCAUCACCAAGAGCAACUCUGCAGACAAGGAAGAAGAGGAGAAAACAGACUAGUUGUAUAUAUAUACUAUGUGUGAUUAAACAGCAUUACAGGACUUCAUGGCUUGAUCAGCAUAAAUAAGACACUUAUAAUACUAUAUGAUUUGUAGUAAGCUAGAGCUAGAAGGAAUACUAUUUAUGGAUUGAUCACAA